AUGACGUUACCGCUUAGCCCGGCGGGACGGCCCAGCGGCAGGAAUCGCGUUGCCGACCAUGUGCGUUCCAUCGGCGCCGAAACUCGCGAUGCCAGCCAACCGGUACGGCGGCUUAUCAUCAGCAAGGUCGUCCUUCGCAACUUCAAGAGUUACGGAGGAACCACCGUCAUAGGACCAUUCCACAAGAGGUUCACCUCCAUCGUCGGCCCCAAUGGCUCCGGCAAGAGCAACGUCAUCGACGCGAUGCUGUUCGUGUUCGGCUUCAGGGCGAAGCAGAUGCGAUUCAGCAAGUUAUCGGACCUCAUCCACAACUCGCAGGCAUACCUGCAGCUCAACAAGGGGCGACCACUGGACUCUAUGGAGGUUGCGGUGCACUUCUGCGAGAUCAUAGACAGAGACGCCGAUUCAGACGAGUUCGAGGUGGUGCCGGGCAGCGAGCUGGUCAUCUCACGAGAGGUACACCGCGACAACUCGUCGCGAUAUCGCAUUAACGGCCGCACGGCCACGCAAAAGGAUGUUUCGAACUCCCUGAAGGCAUUCGGGAUGGACCUGUACAACAACCGGUUCCUGAUACUGCAGGGAGAAGUAGAGCAGAUUGCGCAGAUGAAACCCAAGGCAACAAAACCAGAGGAGGAAGGGCUCCUGGAGUACCUGGAGGACAUCAUCGGAACAAACCAGUACCUCGAAGCCAUCAAGGAGGCUCAAAAGUGCUACGACGAAAUGCAAGACCAGUACCAGGAGCGCUUCAACAGAGCGCGUGUUGCGCAGAAGGAAGUGGAGGACAUGCUCGAGCCCAAACGGGAGGCCGACGCGUAUUUGGCAAAGGAGAAAUCGUUAUUGCAUGCCCAAGCAAUUCUGGCCAGAAAGGAACUCUCCAUUCUCUCAGACCAGCAUGUUGAAAUUACUGGCAAGCUGGCAACCCUUCAGGAGCAGUGCAACAGCGCCACUGCGGAGCUGGAGGCCGUGCGCAAAGAGCGCGACACGGCGUUGUCAGCCAUAAAGGGCGUAGAAGGCGAACUCUCCCAGGCCAACAAAGUGCACAAACGUCUAAUGGGGAGUCUGCAACGGAUGAUUGCGAAGGACGAGGAUCUGCGGAAACAGCUGCUGCGCGAGGUGACGAAGGUAGAAGAAAAAACCGCCGGCAUAAAACGCGCAAAUAGCAACAAACCGAAGCUUGAAAAGGAAUUCCAGGAGAAGAUAAAGCAAAGCGAAGAGCUUCUCAAGCAGUUACCGAGCGUCCAGGAGGAACUAGACAGUGCCGAACGGGCACUAGAGGCGCUCACCGAGACUUUGAAACCGGAGUUGCUUGAGGCCAACCGCCAGCUGGCCAAGCACGAGUCGGAGCUUGCACCUCUGCAGCAGGCGUGCGAUCAGGCGCAAAAGGAGGUUAGCGUUCUCAAGUCGUCGAUCGACCUGCUCGAGAAUAAGCGCAAAGGGGCGAACGAGAUGCUCAAAACUCUGAAAGACACGGAACAGAAACUGACUAAGUCGCUUAAAACACACAGCGAAGAUCUGGAGCGGCAGGAAAAAGAGCUGACUAAGCAGCGUACCUUGUUCGAGACCAACAAGCGCCAGCUCGCUGAACUAGAGUCUACUGUACGGGAUAAAUCGCAUCGGUGCACGCAGAAACGUGGAGAAUACGAAAGUAUGAAACGCGAAUUAGAUGACAUUAUGGGAUCGAAAGACCAAUACGGUUACAUCAUGGGGCUCGUGGCCACUGGCAAGAUCAGGGGCGUCCACGGGCGACUGGGAGACCUGGGAUCGAUAUCGCCUGAAUACGAACGCGCAUUCAUGGCGGCGGGAGGCGGUCAAGUCGACGUUAUCGUCGUGGACACCCCCGACGUGGCGUCGCAGGUGUUCGAUGAGCUCAGAAAGCGCAAUCUGGGCCGGAGCUCCGCAAUGGCGCUGAGCGUACUGAACCACGACCUAAAACGUCAAAUGGAAGCCUUCGAACGCAAAUCACACAGCGAUCUUCCUCCUGAUGUGCAGUACCUCAUCCACCUGGUGAAACCCAGCGAUCCCAAGUACAAGGUAUGCUUCUACUCGGCGCUGCGGGAGACGCUGCUGGCACCGGACCUGGAAGUGGCUACCAGGGUGGGCUACCAACAGCGGCGCCGUGUUGUCACCCUCAACGGCGAAUUAAUAGAACCCGACGGGCGCAUGAGUGGCGGUGGUAUCAAGCCGCCGAAGAGUGGCGGCAUUAACACCAAGGCUGACGGCGGCAGCGGCGCUCAGGGUGGCAGGCCUGUUCUGGAUGCGGCCCAACUGGAACAAUUCCUGAAGGAGGUUGAAAAGGAAACAUCGGAAUUAAAUGCCCUGAAACGCCAACUGACGGAACUCACAGAGCAGCAGGGGAUGCUUUCCAGGACCAUCAGCGAGCUGCAAUACGGCGUGGAGAUGCUGAAACACACCGUGGUAAACGAGGAAUUGCAGCUAAAUGAGCUAUUAGAACGCAUAAAAGCCAUAGGCACCGAUGAGAGAGCAUCACGGGAUAUCGAAAAGUUGGCCGCCAUGCAGUCGGAGCUAAAUGCCAAGGAGAAAGCCGCCGUUGCAGCGGCAGCAAAGGUGGCCGCACAGGAAAAGUUUGUGGCGGAAGCCUACGCAGCUGUGGAUAGGGUCGGCAAGGGAAAAUUGAAAUCCGCGAAAGACCGUGUCGCGGAUCUCGAGACGAAACUAUCGGAGAUGCGCACUGCCAUCGAACGGAUGCGCAAACAGGCAGCGUCGCUGCAGGCCGACGCGGACAAGUGCACGCGCGACACGGAGAAAUUCACGAAGGAAAUAGAUCAACACAAGGUCCGUGAAAGUGAGCUAGAACGGCAACUCAACGACCUCGAGGAGGAGGCUGCUGGGGUUACCAAUGAGAUGAACGGGAUAAACACGCAGAUGGAGGAGCUUAACGCAAAGAUCAAGGAGCUAAACGAAGGCCUAGCCGCCCGAAACAAGCGCAUAGAGGAACAUGAUCUGAAGUUCGUCGACAUGCGCCACAGCAUCGACGAACUGUCGAAAAAACUGAAGGCGUGCGAACACCAGCUCCAAGAGCGCCAGGAGAAGCUACGAGGGAUACUCGAAGCAUACCGGAAAUCGUGCGCACUCAUCCAACGCAGCAACGAGGCACAAAAGCUCUUAUCGCAGGAUGCAUCCAGCGACGGCACCGGAGCCGACCCGCCGAACUCGUUGGUUUUCAUCGACGAUGAGGACGCCAAGCAGUCUGGCCGCGAGACAAAUGAGGCCAUGGGAGAUGCACAGUCGAACAAUGCGGAUGCAGCUGUCGGGAACGACGGUGCAGCUGACGCAGCCGGCGAACAGGACACCGGAGAGACGGGAAGCGGCAAAAACAGUGUCAACCACAAGGCAAAUGGCAAAUCAGCCAUCAAGGUGGAGGCGACGGAUGAGAGCGAUGCUCGGCCGGAGAACGCCGGUGAAACCCAGUCGGAUGAAGACGACCCCUCCACCACCCCGAGCGACGCCGCAUUGAUACCGUUGAACGUCAACGCCCUGCGCGAAAAAGUGGAAAUGCUGAAAAAGCAGAUAGGCGCGGUACCCAACCUUGGCGUGCUAGAUGACUUCGGACUAAAGGCGCACGAGUACAGCCGCAAGCGCCAAGAACUGACUUGCAUUCAGGAACGACGUGAAGAGGCCAAGCGCACAUUCGACCAGCUGUGCUUCAAACGCAAGAACGAGUUCCUGCUGAACUUCGCGAUCAUCGCGGCCAAGCUGAAGGAGAUUUACCAGUCCAUCACGCUGGGCGGCGACGCCGAACUGGAGCUUGUGGAUUCCACGGAUCCCUUUACGGAGGGGAUACUGUUCUCAGUGCGUCCCGCGCGUAAGAGCUGGAAGCAGAUACAGAACCUCUCUGGCGGGGAGAAGACGCUGAGUUCUUUAGCUUUAGUGUUCGCGCUGCAUCAUUACAAGCCCAACCCUGUCUACUUCAUGGACGAAAUAGACGCCGCGCUCGACUUCCGCAACGUCAGCAUCAUCGCACAGAACAUCAAGGAACGCACCAAAGAUGCGCAGUUCAUCAUCAUCUCCCUACGCAGCCAGAUGUUCGAGCUGUGCAACCAGAUGCCUUCCGCCUGCUCGCGUUGGCGGUCGUGCGGCCUUCCGGCCGACGCCGCGAAAUACAACUUCCCGAACACCAGCCAUUCGGAGUUCGCAAUGGAGAAUUUAUUCAGUGACGAUGAGUCACCCGAGGCAGACAGCAAGGAUUCCGGCCCCUUGGAGCUGAUGCCGGAUCUCAAGCUGGAGCCUCCGGCCAUGAAAACCGAUAAUGAAGAUCAGGACGACGACGGCAUAGACAUCUGCAGUUCAGCGGCUCUCCUGGAGCUCGCGGAAUCCAACCCCGCGCUGCUCAUUCCCAGCGUUCUGCCUGAACCGAAGGAAAUCAGGGCCGCGGAGUCUAGCGUUAUGGAGUUUUUCAACACGCCAGGCACUCAUUUCAUGCACAUCCAAAUGCCUAAUGCGAUGCCGCACCUCGACAAGGAGCGGACGCUGCACGAGGACACCGCCAACCGCAGGGACGGCCGCUUCGCAGAAAACACAUCACGCCACGCAACUCACCAAGCGCCCGAAGAUCCGCAAAUCUACCAGACGUCGCGGGUAGAUUGCCUGCCGUCAGGGCGUCUCGGGAAGCUACGCAUUCACCGCAGCGGCAAAAUUCAGCUCCACGUCGGCGGCCACGUGUUCAACUUCGCGCAAGGCAGCCGAGUGAGUUGCAAACAACAAGUGGGUUGCCUGCUGGAGGAGAACGACGAGUUCCUGUUCCUCGGCAACUAUCGCAAGAAGUUCGUGGUCUCACCGGACUUCAGCGCCAUGUGGAACAAGCAGUGA
Babesia ovata is the source of this 4827-nucleotide messenger RNA. RefSeq names its product chromosome condensation protein. Gene Ontology annotation, molecular function: DNA binding; protein binding; ATP binding. The record is from RefSeq and is a predicted model, not a curated record. Gene Ontology annotation, cellular component: chromosome; RNA polymerase III complex. The transcript has 4 exons. Bases 1 to 4827 code for a protein of 1608 amino acids. Gene Ontology annotation, biological process: transcription by RNA polymerase III; mitotic chromosome condensation. Lineage: Eukaryota; Apicomplexa; Aconoidasida; Piroplasmida; Babesiidae.